Molecule: messenger RNA, 1310 nt
Organism: Malus domestica (apple)
Lineage: Eukaryota; Viridiplantae; Streptophyta; Magnoliopsida; Rosales; Rosaceae
Product: transcription factor MYB59-like
Biological process (GO): regulation of DNA-templated transcription
Cellular component (GO): nucleus
Molecular function (GO): sequence-specific DNA binding; DNA-binding transcription factor activity
Source: RefSeq, a predicted model, not a curated record
AUGGAAAAUGGGUAGUAUAUAUACCAGUACCGGACAGCAAAGUUUCCAUGUACUAAAAAGAAGAAAGCAGCAGCAGCAGAAGAAGGAAUCAGAGAGACAAACAAGGCCCAAGGGAAUUGAAAAGAUAAGGAAAAAAGGAAAGUAAAAGGCUCAUCAAAAGAGAAAAUUAUCAGUAAUGAAAAUGGUGCAAGAUCAAGAACAGAUCAGAAAGGGGCCAUGGACUGAGCAAGAGGACUUCCAGUUGGUGUGCUUUGUGGGCCUGUUUGGAGACAGGCGAUGGGAUUUCAUAGCCAAAGUUUCAGGUUUGAAGGUGGAGGGAGACAAAUAAUAGGUUUGAACAGAACAGGUAAGAGUUGCAGGUUAAGAUGGGUUAACUACUUGCACCCUGACCUCAAAAGAGGAAAGAUGACUCCUCAAGAAGAGCGCCUAGUUCUUGAGCUUCACUCCAAAUGGGGAAAUAGAUGGUCCAGAAUUGCUAGAAAAUUACCUGGGAGGACAGACAAUGAGAUCAAGAACUACUGGAGGACUCAUAUGAGGAAGAAGGCACAAGAGAAAAAGAGGGCCAUGUCUCCCUCAUCAUCUUCUUCCAAUUGUUCCUCCUCAUCAAACAUCACCACAACUGAAGGAGGAGAAAGCUUUUAUGACACCGGGGGAAAGAAACCCAAGGCUUCAUCAGGAGGAAAGAAAACUGGAGGAGGAGACGAAGUGAAAGAAGACGAGAAAAGGGAGCAAAGGGAGUACUCACUCGAUGAUAUAUGGAAGGACAUCAAUCUGCCAGAAGUGAGCAGUAUUGUACCAGUUUAUGAUGGCAACCUUUCUUCUUGUCCUCUAAUGGCUUCUCCGACGCCAUGGGAAUACUUUUCCGACUCGCUUUGGAAAAUGGAUUUAGAAGAAGAGAGUAAGAAUAUGUUUCUUCCUACACCAAGUGGUGAUCACCAAUUUCUGUCAUGCUAUGAAUAUGGAAAAGCAUCUCUAACUGGCUAACGAUGAUUACGAUCUUCUUUUCUAAGAUUGGUUCAUAUAUGUGAAAUAGUGUUAAAUUAAGGAAAGCUUCUAACCUGUAUAAUAACAUGGGUCUGAUCUGCUGCACCAGCCAGCCAUCAGCUGCAGAUCACUUUGUUUAUGCAUUGCUGUAGUUCCUAUGCUCUCUUUGUCUUGUGUGUUUUUUCAAUUUCCAGUGAGGAUUGAGGAAAGAGAGAACUUCAAAGCUUGCUAUCAUGUUGGUAUGGCAUGUUCGUGAAAGUAUAGUGUAUAUGUUUUUAAGGUUUAAUUUUGAAUCAAAUUGGUGUGGUCUACCACCUUUAAAUGUU